This is a messenger RNA of Drechmeria coniospora, 1392 nucleotides long. RefSeq names its product SET domain protein. The transcript is spliced from 4 exons. Gene Ontology annotation, molecular function: protein-lysine N-methyltransferase activity; protein binding. NCBI's taxonomy places the organism in Eukaryota, Fungi, Ascomycota, Sordariomycetes, Hypocreales, Ophiocordycipitaceae. Gene Ontology annotation, biological process: peptidyl-lysine monomethylation. The record is from RefSeq and is a predicted model, not a curated record. Gene Ontology annotation, cellular component: nucleus. Bases 1 to 1392 code for a protein of 463 amino acids.
AUGGCGAGCUUCCAAGAGAGGACCGACAACUUUCUCCGCUGGUUCAAAUCUCUCCCCGGCGCCUUCUUUUCCGAUGCUAUUGAGAUUGUAGACCUACGUGCCCGCAAUGCUGGUCGAGGAAUAAUUGCCACUCGGAAUAUCCCAGCCGAGACCACCCUAUUCACCAUCCCGCGUCGUGCCAUCAUCAGCGUCGAUAGCUCCAGGCUACGUGAGCUCCUCCCGAGCCUGUUCGAGAGCCAAGGCGAUGGUGACGAUGAGCAGCCGCUCGACUCCUGGAGUGGUCUCAUCAUGGUUCUGAUCCACGAGCAUUUGAAUGGCGAUUCAUCAGCCUGGAGGCCUUACUUUGGCGUUCUACCCGAAACCUUUGACACGCCCAUGUUCUGGUCCGAUGACGAGCUCUCGGAGCUCCAAGCCAGUGCCAUGAGAUCCAAGAUUGGCAAGGCCGAGGCGGAGCACAUGUUCCGGACCAAGCUGCUCCCUGCCUUCCGACAGAGGCCCGACAUCUUUCCGUCGAGCAAUGACUACAGCGAUGAGCAGUUCUUCCAGAUGGCCCACAUGGUCGGAAGCACCAUCAUGGCCUAUGCCUUUGAUCUGGAAAACGACGAGGCGGAAGAGGAGAAUGGGGACGAGUGGGUGGAAGACCGAGAGGGAAAGUCCCUGAUAGGAAUGGUCCCCAUGGCUGAUAUUCUGAAUGCCGACGCCGAGUUCAAUGUCCACGUCAACCACGGCGAUGACAGUCUCACCGUAACUACUCUCAGACGAAUUCAUGCUGGCGAGGAGAUCAUGAACUACUAUGGGCCUCACCCAAAUUCCGAACUGCUUCGGCGCUACGGAUACGUGACGGAGAAGCACUCUCGGCAUGACGUCGUCGAGAUUCCCUGGCUCACCGUUCUGAGCACCCUGGUCGACCACUUGGGAAUUCCUCAACAGACCCUGGAGCAGGCGCUGGAGCGCAUCGAUGAUGAGGAGCUGGAAGACUCCUUUGUCUUGGAGCGAGGGUCGGCCGAGCCGAAUUCGGAGGGAACUUUUGUCGGACCGGCCGCCAUUGAGGAAAUGCCUGCCGACCUACAAGAGCAGCUCAAGCUGGUCCUCAAAUCCCUGCAGAAGAUGGACGAAAGUCUUCUUCCCGACAAGCGAAAGCGAGACGAGGCACUGCAGGCCAUCAUGCUCAAGACGAUUCUGACGAUUGAGUCGUGGUACUCGACCACCUCGGCAGAGGACGAGCGGCUCCUUCUGCAGAAUGGCCCAUGCGCUCGGCGUAACGCAGCAGUACUUGUCCGACUUGGAGAAAAGCGGCUCUUGAACGAAGCAAAGGAAUUUUUGUGUGGUUUGGCGGAGGAUUUGCCUACUGACGGCUCCAGCCCACAGAAGAGGGCGAGGAGAGAUGCUUGA